Molecule: messenger RNA, 5306 nt
Organism: Bursaphelenchus xylophilus (pine wood nematode)
Lineage: Eukaryota; Metazoa; Nematoda; Chromadorea; Rhabditida; Aphelenchoididae
Source: the annotation of a GenBank genome assembly
AUGCUCAAAAACAAACGUCGCCAGCAGACGGCGACCUUCCUCGAGGGACUGAAUGGGCAUUAUCAGCGGAGAGAGAGUCCUCCGCCGAUACCGAAUACAAGUAAGUGGAUGGAGAAAAAGUGGCGGGGAAGGCGGAUUGUGUAAUGGCGGACCCGAUCCAGUGGCAAAAAACGUACCAUUUUGCAUCCAGGAAGUAUCAAAAAUGUGGCAAAAUGCUUCCCUCUCCAACUAAAAGAACCUUCCUUUAGAAAGGCGCGCUAUUUUUUCCUCACGAAAAGAGCGAGCGUGUUUUUGAAAUCAGUAGUUUUCGCUUGGGGAGGGAGGUAUUUUGCUACAUUUUUUGGUACUUCCCGAAUGCAAAAUGGUACGUUUUUUGCCACUGGAUCAGGUCCGCCACUGUUUGGUUGGAGAUUUGACAACCAGAAAUUGCAACGGCUACAGAGCCGGCUCCGAGCCGGGAGCCGGAAAUUCUGGGUCCGGCUCCCGAGCCCGAAGUCGGAGCCAGGCUUCUCAGCGUUUAUAAAAGUAAAAAUUUCGUGAUCUUGUUAUACCAAUUGCUCGAAAAAUACAGGGAAGGAUGCGUUGCGUACUUAUGACUUGGCUCAAAAACGUUGGGUGUGUCAUCUCCGGCACGAAUAGCUUUUAUUUUUGGAAAAAUAUUUUUCACGGGAGCCGAAAUUUUGGCCGUGGCAAUCUCUGGUGACAACUCGUGUCGCCAGUAUAAAAGUAAAUAUUGAAAAACUUUGAAAUAACUCAAAUGGCUAGGCAAAAAAAUUGGAUCUGCUCCGGAAUUUGUCUCAACGGCUUGCCAAAAAGUUGGAUCGGCCUAGAAACCCCUCGAACAGUUGGCUAAAAAACUUGACUGGUCUCUGAAUUUGCAUAUAUGCCUACUGAAACCUUAGACUCGCUGUUCUGGGCAAAUUUAGGGCUCUUCGAACGGUGGCUUACCGUUCCUAGUUUCUGGAACGGCUAGCCAACCGGUUAGACAAAGGUUUCGAAGAGCCAUAAAUUUGCCCAGAACUGCUAGCCGGUAUUCUGGCUAGGCGUAUGUGGAAAUUCAGAGACCAUACAAGUUUUUUAGCUUGCCGUUCGAGGGGUUUUUAGGCCGAUCCAACUUUUUGGCUAGUCGUUGGGGCAAAUUCUGGAACAGAUCCAAUUUUUUGGCUAGCCUUUGAGGUAUUUCAAAGCUUUUCAAUUUUUACUUUUGCGCUGGCGGCCCGAGUUGUCUUGAGCUCGAAUUGUCCACGACGGUAUGGUUGAUAAUUCGAGGAUUUUUUGGUUGGUGAUUUUUGAAGAAAAUCUGACACUCGAAGCCGAAGAACUGCCCAGUUUUUCCGGAAUUUUGGAAAUUCAGAAAAAAAAAAUUUUUUUGGUUCUAAAUUUUGAGACCACUUUUAAUCUUUAUUUUUUCAGUGAAUAUGUCCCAGCCCCGGCACCAAACCCAGUCCACGACCGGCUCCUCAACUCAGUCCCUCCAAACCAUCGGCAUAGUCCAACACCCCUCGAUCACCUCCUCCACGGCGUCGGCCCCCAUCAAAAAGCACUCCAACUCGGCGCUAACCCCCUUCAACGACCACCCCAAGCCGUCGGCGUCGUCGACCAGCCUCCCGAUGGCCGGCCUCAUGUCCACCUCCACACCGGGCGUCCAGUUCGGCCUGUUCCAGCCCAAUCCGCAGACCAUUCAGCAGCAGCGAAGGCUGAGUCACACGCCCCGAGGAAGUCGGACCGUCUCCACAAGAUCCGAACUUUCAUCGCAUAGUUUUUCCAAUCCCCGACAAACGAAUGUCGUCCAAGUGCCCCCACAGCAGAGCAGACAGAUCUACGUGCAGAAUAACAGCCAAUACCCGCAGCGGUACAGCGCCAGAAGUGACCAGAAUCAGAAGCGACAGAGGCGAUCGCUCACUUCGUCGCUCUCAAUAGGUAACACUGAUUUUUUGGUCGCAAAAUUGAAGCAUUUGGAAACAUUUGAUUGAGCCCGAAGAGUCCAGUUAUACCAAAAGUUCCAUUUUUUAGAUUUCAGAAUGAGGGUGACAUUUUAUACGAUGAAAAAAAUUUUGAAAUUUUUAACAAGGAAAGUACUUUUAUGGGGGCUCCUACUUUUUGACGGGACAUAUCUCAAAAAAUCAGAAAAAAUGUGCUGAUCAAGGAUAUAUAAAUCUUAGCUGCCCAUUUUAGGUUUUUAGGGGUGAAAACUCAAUCGGAAGUUGACUUAAAGUCCUAUAUAAACCCCUUUUCGCUUAAUUUUUCACAGGUUUACAAUUUUUAUUUCGGCUUAAAAUGAUGUUUAUUGAGUUUCUAGGACGUAAUAAAUCAGUCUUGGCCCAAAAAUUUAUUUUUCCGACCUUCAACUUCAAAAAAAGUUGCUUCAGUCCAAAAGGGAAACCGAACCCGUGCGGCGUCCCCCUCUUGAUUCCCAGACUACGGCACUAGCCACUCGGCCACAUCGCUCUCUUCCGAAGGAAGAGACCGACUGCGCUUUUUAUCGUUUCGAAUGCCUGCCCUUUUGUAGGGAAAUUAAGCCAGUUUUUGGGCAUUUUCGCCCCUAAAAACCUAAAAUGGGCAGCUAAGAUUUAUAUAUCCUUGAUCAGCACAUUUUUUCUGAUUUUUUGAGGUAUGUCCCGUCGAAAAGUAGGAGCCCCCAUAAAAGUACUUUCCUUGUAAGAUGUAAGUGGUAUCUUAUAGGGUAAAAUUUUUGCUUAUUUUUUUCAAAAUGAAUUGUGACAUGUUAUACGAUAAAAAUUUUACAGAAUUUGUUUCAAAUCACUGUUAAAAAAUACAAUUUUAAAAUUUGAAAAAAAGAAAUUUUUUUAUCGUAUAAGACGUCACCCUCAUUUUGAAAAUUAUAAAAGCGGGAUUCUUCCGAUCUUUUUGUGGGACACUUCGAAAGCCGGAGUUUUCGUCGGCAACGGACAAAAUUCAAGAAAAAAAAAAUUUUUUUGAGCAGUGCUUGCAAUAUUUAAUUUGCCAGUAAAAUGGAAAAUAAUGAAUCAAAAUUUACAGAAAUGAUAUCUCUGACAGCUACAAUGUCUUAAUUUUUGGUCAAGUAAUGUUUUAUCGCAAAAUGGCAGGAUUUUUAAACUCCGAAAUUGGAAAAACCCCUAAGGGGAUGUUUCGAAAACAUUUUCUAAACCAAAACUAGAGGCCUUGUAGAUUCCAGAAAUAUAAUUUUUGUAUGUUUUGAUCGGGUUUUUCGCAAUUUAUUUGCGAUUUAAACUUUUCGGCUGGCAAAUUAUUUUUUAUGGGCGAAAAAUCCACUUUUUCGGCCGUAAACACGGUCUUCACAUCUCUUGCAACAAUUUCACUUUGAUCUGCAGGCAAUAUCCAGUCGAACGACCCCAUCUCCGAGCCCACCACACCACACGAUUUCCUCUACAACGUCGACGAACUCGACACCAAAACGAAAGCCGGCUCCCUGCAGUCGCUCCGAAACAACCCGAAUUACGGCUCUCAGCAGCGGGAUUCGGCUUCGCCAGCUCUGUCCAACCUACUACCAGCUGACGCCAACGACUUACCGUUGCCGUCGGGCUGGGAUGUGGACGUAACGGCGGAGGGCUUCCGGUUUUAUAUUGAUCAUAAUAACCAACGCACCACCUGGGUUCAUCCGCUGGCUGUGGAGAAUCUGCCGCCCGGAUGGACCAAAAUCUUUGAUGCGGUGCACGGAGUGGUCUAUUAUAAGUAAGGAGAGCAAUUCUGAGCGUUUUGCGCGAUUUGAUAACUGGCCAAUGCGCGAUCUGAAACUUAGCUGAAAAUGAUAGGGCGCAGCUGGGAAAACUGGCACGGGCGCAGCUCGCAUCUCGGGGGCAUCUCGGAAAACAAGCUUUCGCAGCUCGCCGGAGCUAAGUUUCACCUUGUUUUCGAGCUGCGCCCAAGACGCGAGCUGCGCCCGUGCAAGCUCUCCGAGCUGCGCCCUAUGAUUUUCAGCAACUUUCAGAUAGCGCAGCCCCUGUUCAAACGUAUUUUCAAAAAAAAUGACGUCAUUUUUCCGCAUUUUUUUUGGAAUUUCCGCUCAUUUUUUUGUUGCUUUGAAGUGAUGUCUCUAAAUUUUCAGCGAAGUCGAGCAACGCUCCCAAUUCGAGCAUCCCGGCGUCAUGACACCCAACCCUCCCCACCACAACAACUCCCAUCAUCUCCAACAACACCAGCAGCCCCAUCUGACCGCCAAGUCGCAGCAGAACUCGCGCCAGUCCUCGCAAAGCCGCCGCAGCACCUCCUGGGCCAACCUCCAACAACAGAACCAACUGGCUCAACGGAUCCGAGAGUCGGCCUCGAUUCAGUCCAUCGCCCAACACCAAAAACAACAGCAACUGGAGAACGAGGAGCAGCGGAAAAGGAGCAGCGACAUGUCGCGCGUCCAUCCCAUGUAUUACGAGACCAUCUCCAGCCUGAAUAUCAUCAACGAAGGUCAGUUGGUGGGGUUGUGUGCGAAGAGGCCCCAAAAUGAUGAGGCCUUUUUCAAAAAAAAAACUUUUUUUUGAUGAGAGUGGGUGACAUGUUAUAUGAUGGAAAAAUUCUUGAAAAAAUUUUGGAAUGAGGGUGACAUCUUAUACGAUGAAAUUUUUUUAACAAAACGAAGAGGCCCUUUAAAAAAACUUUUUGUUAAUGAGUGGGUGAUGGUGACAUUUUAUACGAUAAAAAAAUUUCGUCGUAUAACAUGUCACACCCUGUUUUUUCAUUUUACAAUUUUUUUUUUCGUUUUUGGGGGGCCUCUUCUGAUUUUUUAUGAAAAGAAAAAAAUUCGAAAUAAGGGUGACAUUUUAUACGAUGGGUUCUUUUCAUCGUAUAAAAUGUCACAACCUAGUAUUUUUGUUUUGCAUUUUUUUAUUUUUGGGGGUCUCUUCGGACUUUUUAUAAACACAAAACAAAUUUCGAAACGAAGUUGACAUUUUAUACGAUGAAAAAAAUUUUCAUCGUAUAACAUGUCAAACCUUGGUUUUUCAUUUUGCAAUUUUUUUUUAUUUUUGGUGGCCUCUUCGUUUUUUUUUGAGGCCUUUUCGGAAGCACCGAGUUGUCUGGGGAGAUUUUCUUUACAAUUUUUGUUAAUCAAAUCCCGUUCCAGACAUCCCUCCAUGGCUAAAACUGUACGGCGAAGCGCCCUUUCAAUCGGACCAUCUGCUAAAAGUAUGUUAGGCCCCAAAAAAAUUCACGAUCCUUUGUAGUGGACCAUGUUCAAGUUGCCGCAAUUGCAACAAUUCGACCGAAUGCUGCGCAAACUGUACAAACAAGAGGUCCUGAACACGGUCAGCAAGUACGAGCGUGUGCGUGCCGAAAUUAACACGGAAUUGCUGCGGAGGUUCGAGGGAAAUUGA